CAGGGGCAGCCAUUGUUGCGUCACGGACCUGGCAGUUCUGAGGAGUCCUGCGGUUCAACUUCCGUCGCCGGUGUGGGACAACAAAUUCCUUCAGUCAGGAAUGGCUCCAGUGACCUUUGAGGAUGUGGCUGUGAACUUCAAUGUGGAGGAGUGGGCCUUGCUGGAUCAUUCCCAGAAGCAACUCUACAAAGAAGUGAUGCUGGAAACCUUCAGGAACCUGUCUUUUAUAGGAAUAAAAUGGGAACACCAGAACAUUGAAGAACAGAAGAAAAUUCUGCAAAGAAAUGUCAGAAGUCAAGUGGUGGAGAGAGUCUGUGAAGGUAAAGAAGGAAGUGAGUGUGGAAAAACCUUCAGCCAAAAUCGAGAAUGUACAAUGAAGAAGAAAAUUCCUUCUAGACUAAAACGUCCUGAACCCCAUGUGUGUGGAGAAGUGGGUACUGUUCAUUCAUCCCUUAAGAGACACAGUAGGUCUGAUUCCAAACACCGACUGUGUGACUUUCAGAAAAAUGGGAAUAGCUGCUAUGACUGCCAGAAAUGUGGUAGAACCUUUAGGUGUCCCAGUAGUCUUCAAAGACAUGAAAGCAUUCACACUGGAAAGAAAGUCUAUGAAUGUAAGCAAUGUGGAAAAGCCUUCAGUUCUCGCCACUGGGCUGAGAGACACAUGGUGACUCACAGUGGAGAUCGGCCUUACAAAUGUAAGCUAUGUGGGAAAGGAUUUCCUUAUCCCAAUUCCCUUCGGACUCAUGAAACACUUCACUCUGAAGAGAAACCCUACAAAUGUAAGCAAUGUGGGAAAGCUUUUAGGAAAAAUUUUUCCUUUCUAUUACAUGAAAGAAUCCACACAGGAGAGAGACCCUAUGAAUGUAAGCAAUGUGGGAAAGCUUUCAGGGAUCGUUGUUCCUUUGUGUUACAUGAAAGAAGUCACACUGGAGAGAGACCCUAUGAAUGUAAGCAGUGUGGUAAGGCCUUCGCCCAUUCCAGUCAUCUUCAAGCACAUGAAAGAAUCCACAGUGGAGUAAGACCCUAUGAAUGUAAGCAGUGUGGUAAAUCAUUCACUUCUCACCACAGUGCUCAACGACAUAUGGUGACUCACAGUGGAGACUGGCCUUAUAAAUGUAAGGUGUGUGGAAAGGGAUUUCCUUAUGUCUAUUCCCUUCGAAAUCAUGAAGUCAGUCACACCGAGAAGAAACCCUAUGAAUGUAAACUAUGUGGGAAAACCUUUAAAUACUCUGAAUCCUAUCGAAACCACCAAACAUCGCACACUGGAGAGAAACCUUACAAAUGUACGAUAUGCGGGAAAGCCUUCAGCUGUUCCAGUUAUAUUCGAAAUCAUAUGAGAACCCAUGGAGCGAAGUCCUAUGAAUGUAGUGAGUGUGGGAAAGCAUUCACUUACUCCAAAAGUCUUCGAAGACACAUGAGGACUCACAGGGGCGUGUAAGUGACGUGAGGUUGCUUUCAGGUGUUCCAGUUCCUUGCAUAAAUAUGGAAGGAUCCCAGUGGAGAAUAAGCCAAUGAAUGUGAAAUGUGUGGUAAAAUCUUCAAUCAUUUCAGUCAUAAGUACAUAAAGGGAUUUAUAUUUAUCUGCAACAAUUUUGAGAGACAAUCCAUUGCAGUUCUGUUCAGAAUCUUUAAAGAGUCUUGGCGACAACUCCUGCACAGGCAACGUGGGAGGGCUUGACCACCUAACCUUGGUAACACCUGUGGGAAGGCAUGGUGGAGAGUAAGCCUAUGGCUAAGCAGUGCAGGAGAGCUUUUAGUCCCCCACAUUCAAUUAGAAGCUAUGAAAUCACACACAGCAGAGAAACCUUGUAUGUCAACACUGUGCAAAAUCUUCAGUUGGACCACAGCCUUGCAACAACCUGGAAAUCUGCACACUUAGUCCAAAUCCUUACAUGGGAGAAACACUUGAAGGUUUUCUGGGUUUACAAAUACUUCCACAGUUAUGUGGAGAAAUCCUGUAAAUCUAGGGAACAUGAAAGCCCUGUGCAAAUUCCUCCACCUGUAUGUGUCCCCUAUGUCACAAUUGCAGAGAUGUAGUCAAAGUUAUGCUGUCUUUCUAGUGGCUUAUUUGUCAUAUGGAUCACUGAGUUGUGGAUUGCUAAUUGUCACUCUCACAAAGGUUUAAUGUGAUGAUGCUGAGGUAUUAAGUAAUAGCACAUGAGUUAAGUUUGAAACUGUUUUUCAUUUACUUAUUUUUAGAGGUGACAUUUAGUAUAAUGUCUGUAUUGGUGCAGAAGUUCUAGGCACAGUCAGUGUUUCUGUCUCAGCCUCCUGAGUAGUUGGGUUUAUAGGUGCCCACUGUUAUGCCUGGGGAGUCCAUGAGUUUAAUAGGUUUGCUUUUGUCUGUCUGUCUGUCUGUCUCUCUCUCUCUCUCUCUCUCCUCUCUCCCUCUCCCUCUCUCUUUUUUUCUCUCAAGUCUCCCCAUUCACAAUACAGAGCAGGCAUAGCUGAGGAUAGAAUAAGUUUUUAUGUGUGCUCAGCAAACCACCUGACACAGAACUGCCCUCUCAGCACCUAGGUGUUUUUUUAAUGUGUUCGAAUUGAUACUUUUCAUUACAUAGUCACAGUUUUUAUCAUGAUAGUAAGUCCUUUUCUGAUUGUACCAAAAGCUGACAGCUUCUGGCUGCCAUCCUGUCAGUGUCCACAAGGAUGGCGUGUUGUCAAAGUGCAUGUGAAAGUUGGAGGGCUAAAUCUGCCUAAAAGCUUAAGGAGCUGUGAUGUGCCAGGAAGAGGCUCCCAGCAGAUCUUCUAAGGACUCAUGUGGCUUCAGCUUACUGACUGACCAUCAGGGGAGCAGCUGCUUCUCUAGUGGUGCCGGGAGCAGGUGGAGCAGGUUCUGUCCUUGGUGGUCAUGACAGUUUUUACCUAGAAGUCGGAAAGAAUGGCCUGUAUUUCAAGCUCACCUCUAAGAAGCAUCAGUGAGACCUGCUAAUGAAAAGAAAGGAAGAUUAGUCAUUUUGACCUUGUUGUGUUCUUUACCAUGUUUAGACAUUUUUAGACGUGCCAUCAUCUUCUCCUUGUGAUGAGGUGAGACAGCUGCAGUACUUUGGACCUGUUUUGCUAUUUUUAUUAUCUGAACACUGCAAUAUUUCCCAGAGCGUAUCAGAGACUGUUUUCCAUGAAAUAUGUAAGUUAAAAUAUCUUUAGACCCUUGUUUCAUAAUAAGAUUUAAAAUACUUAAUAAAAAAUCUCUUAUGAUUCAUAUGAGGCCCAUCUUUAAGGUAAA
Molecule: messenger RNA, 3226 nt
Organism: Castor canadensis (American beaver)
Lineage: Eukaryota; Metazoa; Chordata; Mammalia; Rodentia; Castoridae
Biological process (GO): regulation of DNA-templated transcription
Source: RefSeq, a predicted model, not a curated record